AUGGCGGUCUACUCGUUUUUAUUUUUGAUCGGCACACACUGGCUGGAUGCGCUCGUGCCUCUCGGCGUCAACGGCCGUCCACAGCAGGUGUCCCCGGCCACGUCCAAGGACGAUGCCAAGCUGAUUUUCGGCACAGUGUUCUCGCUGCGCAACAUGGUGCGCAAGCUGGGUGGGGACGAUGAUGCCUUUAUCAGUUUCAGGACGGGGCAGUACAAGCUGCACUACUACGAGACGCCGGCGAAUCUGCGGUUUGUGAUGCUGACAGACUGCGGCGUGCUCAGCAUGCGCAACGUGCUACACCAGAUCUACAUCAACCUCUGGGUGGAGUACGUGGUGAAGAACCCGCUGGCGCCGGUCGAGCAUGCUGGUGGAGAAGGAGUCAAGAAUGAGCUGUUUGAGUUGGGGCUGGACCAGUUUGUGCGGGGGCUGUUGUAG
Molecule: messenger RNA, 435 nt
Organism: Sporothrix brasiliensis 5110
Lineage: Eukaryota; Fungi; Ascomycota; Sordariomycetes; Ophiostomatales; Ophiostomataceae
Product: transport protein particle subunit bet5
Exons: 2
Coding region: 1-435 (144 amino acids)
Biological process (GO): endoplasmic reticulum to Golgi vesicle-mediated transport
Cellular component (GO): TRAPP complex
Source: RefSeq, a predicted model, not a curated record